Gigantopelta aegis is the source of this 3242-nucleotide messenger RNA. Its product is annotated as monocarboxylate transporter 12-like. The record is from RefSeq and is a predicted model, not a curated record. Gene Ontology annotation, molecular function: monocarboxylic acid transmembrane transporter activity. Gene Ontology annotation, biological process: transmembrane transport; monocarboxylic acid transport. The coding region runs from base 468 to 2543 and encodes 691 amino acids. The transcript has 3 exons. NCBI's taxonomy places the organism in Eukaryota, Metazoa, Mollusca, Gastropoda, Neomphalida, Peltospiridae.
UCGGACUGGUAGUUUAAUUUUUUAACUCAUCUGUUCGAAUUUUUACUCUUGACGAGUGAGUACUUUCUGCAUCCCUGCUUGGUCAAGAGUGGAAACCUGCCCCAUGUUCAGUCAGCUCAUGUUCACUAUUUGAUUGGUCCCCAAAUUCGCCAUUUUGUUUACUAUGAAGUGCACAAACCUGUUUUCCUGCUCAGUCUGGCUGAACUCGGCCCUGCUUCUGCCAGAUCAGCUAUCGAGAAGAAGGAAGGAAAUUAUUUAUUUAACGACGCACUCAACACAACUAUCGACAAGAAGGUAUUCCCCAGUUUGAAAAUCUUCAUGGGAUAUCUUAUGAAUAAUACAUCUGGGAGCUUGAAACUGUGCUUUAACCGCAUUCUGCAUUUGAGAAGACCAAUGACUAAAAUUUGCCUUUCCUCCAUAUUCUCAAUCUCACUAGCCGAAUUCUACAGCAGUAAUUCUUUGUUUAUAUGGAAGUCAAAGACCCCAAGCAAUCAAAGUCUUCCCGUCACCCCAGUGACAACAGUGACUCGCAAGAAAAUGAUAGUCUCAUUGAGGCCUCCAAGAACUCCUCGGACAUUUUCCCCCCGGCUCCCGAUGGUGGCUGGGGCUGGGUUAUUGUUCUAGCUUCCUUUGUGAUAUCUGUUAUCUGUGAUGGUUGUUCGUUUUCGUUUGGAGUUCUAUUUUCCGAGUUGCUGGAUGCGUUUGGUGAAAGCAAGAGUAAGACAUCAUGGGUGGGUUCUCUCUUUCUGGGAAUGUCUCUGCUGUUGGGUCCUUUUGCGAGUGCACUAAUUGCGAAGUAUGGAUGUCGUCGGGUGACUAUUUUCGGAGGACUGGUGUCUGCAGUGGGCUUGAUUGCAAGUUCUUUUGCCACCUCUAUCAACAUGCUGUGCAUUACCUACGGCCUGAUAGCUGGUGCAGGGAUGUCAAUGGGCAGUAUCACCUCGGUGGUGCUGGUUUCAUUCUACUUUGAAAAGAAAAGAGCACUAGCCACAGGACUCUCUCUAUGUGGCACAGGAAUUGGAACAUCAAUCUUUGCUCCGGUUUCUGAAAUUCUGAUUGCAGAAUAUGGAUGGAGAGGCUUUUUGCUCAUCUUGGGGGGUGUUGUUAGCAACAUCAUUGUGUGUGGAGCCCUGUUCAGGCCACUGAAGUUCACACCUGAACAGAAACACAGACGCGCUCUGGAAUCUUUUGAGAAGAUGUCUAGGGCAAGAUCAAAACAGAGUCUGCCCUCGCAUGGACGAAGCAGAGUUGGAAGUGAGAACAGCGAUUCCAGCCUCACUGGCUACUCGGAUGAGGAUGCAGAGAAGUACGAAUUGGAACAAAUAAGUCACUCUCAGGUCCAAAUUCCAACCUUUUUGAACUCUGAACUCAAAGCUGCAAUUACACCAGAAGUGGUUAGCCAGGUUCGAAGAAAUGGCUCCACCAUUGAACAGAUGUUACAAAAGUAUGUCCACACCUUAAAUCUGGGCAGUACGGAUCUUCCAAACGGCGUUCAGCUGCUGACUGUCUCAAGUGAUGACAAGAUCUGUUUCAAAACAAAGCAAGAAGAAUCAAAGGAAACCGAGCACAAGAAAGCUCUGGUACCGAACAAAGAAACAAAACUUGAAAUGUUCAUGAGCAUACCAGUGUUUAGAAAAGAUAUAUUUUACCGAGGAAACAUUCUCCGGCUACCGUUGUCUCAGCAGCGAUCCCUCAGCUGUCCAGAAUUGUACACAAUUACCUCCCUUGUUGAGGAUGAAGACGAAUGCAGCAUUUUCGAUCGGUGUCCACACUUUUUACGGCUGUCCAAGAAGGUUAAGAUAUUUGUGAAGAAUAUGUUUGACCUAAAAAUUCUGAAACACCCACUGUUUUUCUUAUUUGCAUUUUCCAAUUUGGUCCUGUACUUCUGGGCUGAUGUGCCAUACGUGUUCAUCGCUGACCGAGCCAUAGAGUUGGGAAUCUCCGAUGACCAAGCCUCGUUGAUCUUAUCCGUGAUGGGCAUUUGUAACACAGUUGGGCAGGUGGUUUUUGGCUAUCUUGGAGACCGCAAUAUAAAUCUGUCGAUCUUUUAUGGGCUGACAGUAAUCAUCUCUGGUAUCUCCGUCAUCUGUAUCCCGCUGAUGUACCAGUACUGGUUCAUGAACACGUUUGGAGGUAUCUUCGCAUUCUUCGUCAGCUCCAACUACACCUUGACUACAGUGCUACUGGUUCAGUACAUUGGACUUGACAAGCUGACCAAUGCUUGCGGCCUGCUGAUGAUGAUACAGGGUGUGACAAAUCUCAUCGGCCCACCGUUUGCAGGCUGGAUGAGUGACAAGAUGGGAUCAUACGACGAGACUUUCUAUACAUCUGGCAUCUUCAUCAUCGGCUCUGGAGCCAUGAUGUUCUUGGUCCCGUUUACCAACACGGCGUCUCGUCAGUGGCAGUCAGUCAGGUUUGAAAAGGAAAUCAUCUGCAGUGAUCCCAAGCAGCCUCAACAGGACCCUGACCAGGAGACGCCAACAGCUGUACUCUGCAUUAAGACACCCGGGCAGGAGGCAGAGCACGGACAAACCGAGCCAUGAGAUAGUCUGCAUUAGAGAGUCUGGGGUCUAAUUCACUGCAUUAGAGAGCCUGGGGCCUAAUUCACUGCAUUAGAGAGCCUGGGGCCUAAUUCACUGCAUUAGAGAGCCUGGGGCCUAAUUCACUGCAUUAGAGAGCCUGGGGCCUAAUUCACUGCAUUAGAGAGCCUGGGGUCUAAUUCACUGCAUUAGAGAGCCUGGGCCCAUAUUUUCGAAGCUAUCUUAGUCAUAAGAAAUCGUAAAAUCAUCGUAUGGUGUGACGUCACUACAGCACACGCCAUAGUGACGUCAUAGCUUAUGAUGAUUUUACGAUUUUGUAGGCUAAGAUUGCUUCGAAAAUAUGGACCCUGGGGCCUAAUUCACUGCAUUAGAAAGCCUGGGACCUAACAGAGCUAAUUAAGAGAGCUUUGUGAAUUGGACUCCCUGGGCCAAUAUUUUCUCGGCAAUCUUAGCCUACGGAAUUGUAAACAUAUGCUGUAGUGAUGUCACUAUGGCAUGUGCUGUAGUGCUGUCAUUAUGACUUGCUGUAGUGCUGUCAUUAUGACGUGCUGUAGUGACGUCAUUAUGGUGUGUGCUGUAGUGCUGUCAUUAUGACGUGCUGUAAUGACGUCAUUAUGGUGUGUGCUGUAGUGAUGUCAUUAUGAUGUGCUGUAGUGAUGUCACUAUGGUGUAUGCUGUAAUGACGUCACUAUGGUGUGUGCU